Molecule: messenger RNA, 9140 nt
Organism: Nothobranchius furzeri (turquoise killifish)
Lineage: Eukaryota; Metazoa; Chordata; Actinopteri; Cyprinodontiformes; Nothobranchiidae
Source: RefSeq, a predicted model, not a curated record
GCAGCAGAGUUUCACAAUGUUUUACAUCCUGAGUCAUAUAAAAGAUGCAGAACAAGAAGUUCCUGUAAGGAGUGCUGCUCCCAGAGACCUGUCAGGAAUUUGGCUUGAUUUGAAGACACAACAUGAGCUUCUUUGAUAUGGAAAAAAUACAUUUUGUAUUUUUAUUGAUGGCAGGUUUGCUGAGUCUACCACUGCUUACAGAAUGCCUGAAAAUCCAACUGGUUGGGUCUUCACGUUGCUCAGGCAGAGUGGAGAUCUUCCAUGAAAACAGUUGGGGAACCGUGUGUGAUGACCACUGGAGCCUCUCCAACGCUGAAGUUGUGUGCCGAGAGUUGAACUGUGGAACGGCUUUGGAGGCCAAAAGUAAUGCUUUUGGGAGGGGCAUAGGGGUGAUCUGGCUGGAUGAUGUGCAAUGUACUGGCAUAGAGCCCUCCAUCGUUGAGUGCCAACACAGUGGUAUUGGGAUACAUAACUGUGACCAUUCAGAAGAUGCUGGAGUCGUCUGUUCAGACCACGUGCGUGUCGUGAAUGGAAGCAAUCGCUGUAACGGCAGAGUGGAGGUCUUCCACGAAGGCCAGUGGAAACGAGUGUGCAGCAGUGACUGGGGAAAGAACACAGCCGAAGUUCUGUGCCGUGAGAUCAGGUGUGGCUCUCCUGUUGUUGAGUCUGCAGCACAAUAUUUUGGAGAGGGUCAAAGCCUGUCAGGACUCAAAACCAGCUGCGUUGGAAAUGAGACCUCCAUCUCAGAAUGCCAGCUUUCAGAUUUCAGAGAGAGUUGUGUUGAUGCCACCAUUGUCUGCAAGUACAACAAGGCCAUACGGUUGGUAAAUGGGACUAAUCGUUGUUCUGGUCGAGUAGAAGUCCUCAAUAAUGGACAGUGGGAAACCAUUUGUGAUGACAGAUGGGGGAUUCAAGAAGCAGAAGUAGCAUGCAGAGAGAUGAACUGUGGAAGUCCUGUUGCAGUUAAGAACAGGACCUUCUAUGGAAGAGGCCCCCAGCAGGUUUGGAUGGAUGAUAUUGAGUGCACUGGCCACGAGAAUUCAAUUACUGACUGCCCACAUGGCUUUGGACAACACGACUGUAACCACAGUCAAAAUGCGGGCGUUAUGUGCUCAGAAACGGUGAGACUGAUCAAUGGGACUGACAGAUGCUCUGGCAAGUUGGAGGUCUUCCACAAUGGUCGUUGGGGCAAAAUUUGUAAUGAUAAUUGGAGCCUCAGAGAGGCCGCAAUUGUCUGUAAAGAACUGAAUUGUGGCUCUCCAAAGAAAACCCAAGAUUCUGUCGGCUUUGGUGACAGCACAUUGACAGGCUUCAGGAAUCGGUGCUCUGGUAACGUGAGCUCAAUUAGCCAGUGUACGCUUGAGGAACAUGUGGGGAGAUGUGAUGGCGCUUACGUUUCAUGUGCAGGUAAUCCUCCCAUUAGACUUGUCAAUGGCACAGACCGCUGUUCUGGCAGAGUGGAGAUUCUGCAUAAUGAUCAGUGGGGAACAGUGUGUGAUGAUGCUUGGGAUAUCAAAGAUGCUCAGGUUGUGUGCCGAGCCAUGAACUGUGGAACUGCUAAGGCAGCCAGAUCUUCAGCAUUUUUUGGUCCAGGCCAAGGAGAAAUCUGGCUAGAUGAUGUUGCAUGCACUGGCAAUGAGACGUCUCUUUUGCACUGCCCCCGACCCCCCUUUGGACAAAAUAACUGUGGACACGGAGAAGAUGCGGGAGUGAUUUGCGCAGCUUUCAUCAGACUGAUCAACGGCUCUGACCAGUGUUCAGGCAGAGUUGAAAUCUAUCACAAUGAUCACUGGUCACCUGCAUUCAAAUCCAACUUUGGACAGAAUGAAGCUGCAGUGGUGUGCAGGGAGAUGGACUGUGGAGAUCCUGUCAGGUUCUCUGGGUUACUUGGACAACGUGAAGAUGUCAGAGGAUUGCAGAUGAGUUGCAGAGGAAGCGAGAGCUCUGUCACAGAGUGCACGAUCAGAGAGCAUCCCAGAACCAACAAUGAUCAAGAAGUGUCUGUUGAAUGUUCUGGAGCGUCCAACAGAGAGUGUGAGGGACCACAGAUCAGCCCCCCCAAAGAUGCACAGGAGAUGGGGGGGAGCUCCAAGUCCCAGAGAUCCAGGCGCUGCCCCAGAACACAGGAACCCCAAGGAGACUGCAACCAGAAAGGCCCCCGCCCCCCUCGAGAGGCACAGGGGAUCGCCCCGGGGGGCCACAACCAGCAGCCAGCAGAGUCCCAGGAGACAUCAGCGGCAAGCCCACAGGCCCGCCCGCAGCCUCCCACCGGCAAGAAGGGCAAAGAUAUUUCCUGCAGCGCCGGUCUGGAAGGCGCACUGGUGUGCAUGAUCGGUCAGCCGCGUCAGCAGCUGGUCAUGCUUAGAAGCGGCAACUGCUCACGGGCCAGCGAGGUUCUUUCGACUUUAAGAGGAAAGUUACAGAUUGGCUACUCCGAUAACCUCUCUAGAACGCUUGGAACUGAAGUUAAGAUGACCCUGCUGUACCUCCUGAGCUACUGCUGUCCUUAUCUGUGGGUAGUAGAGGACAAUAUUGCCCGUGCCUUUCCCGUUGAUCGCCAGAACCUUACGAGCAAACAUAAUAACAAAAGAACAAGACCUCAGACAGAAGAACCAACACAUACAAAGCCUUUUAAGAACCUGCAGAUACCCAACAUGGGAAUUUUGAGGCUAGCUGAUGGGCCCCAUCGUUGUGCUGGAAGAGUUGAGUUUUACAGCGAAGGUCUUUGGAGGACAGUGUGCGGUAAAUCAGGGGACAUCAAUGAAGCGAUGGUGGUUUGCAGACAGCUGAAUUGUGGUGGGGCUCAUAAAAUCACAACAAUGUCUGAGUAUGGCCGUGGCUCUGGAGAGCCCUGGAUCAUGCAAAUUCAAUGCAGUGGCAGGGAAUCUGUCAUAUCUCAGUGCCCACUGAGACCGUAUAUAGACAGAAGCUGCAACUCAACCUCUGUCGCUGGAGUCGUUUGCACUGGGAGCUUGGAAGUUCGAUUGUCCAACGGCAAGGAUGAGUGUUCCGGUAGAGUGGAAGUCCGUCAGGGUGAAACUUGGAAAACAGUUUGUGAUGCAGACUGGACCCAAAGUAAAGCCGAGGUGGUUUGUGAGUUGCUGGAGUGUGGCAAAGCUUUGAAUGCUCCAGGAGGUGCCCAUUUUGGUGAAGGCAACGGGUCUGUGGUGGAGGCGAGUAAUUCCUGCUUCGGCAACGCGACUUCUCUUCAGCAGUGUUCAGUCAAAGGUUUCAGGGCAUCACAGUGUGGGCACGAACGUGAUGCUGGAGUUGACUGUGCAGCACAGCUGCGGUUGGUUGGCGGUUCGGGUCAAUGUUCUGGAAGAGUGGAGGUCCACUAUAAAAGCCAGUGGGGUACCGUGUGUGAUGACAACUGGGAAAUGAGCGAUGCUGAUGUUGUUUGUAGACAGACCGGUUGUGGUCAUGCAGUCUUUGCUCCAGGGAAUGCUCAUUUUGGAAGAGGCUCUGGUCCAAUAUGGCUAGAUAAUGUGGAGUGUACAGGCCAAGAAUCUGCUCUCACACACUGUACACAUCCUGGUUUUGGAGAAAAUAACUGCGGUCACGGUGAAGAUGCCAGCGUCAUCUGUUCAGGUGAUCUACAGAAGCCCCAAAUUACUUUAAGUCCAUCACCAGUGGUAAACUGGGGGGAGAAAGUGGAAAUCACCUGCAGUCGGUCAACCAACUCAACUCAACUCUAUUCAACAUUGAGCGGGACAUUCGUGUUGAAAAACAGGCAAGGCUCAAUGAAUAUGAAGAAGUUCUCCACUCAAACAGAUGCGACCUUCAUCUUCCCUAAAGCGGACUUCAGCCUUAAUGGGUCGUACUUCUGUGAAUAUCAGACGGAAGGACCUGAACGAGGAAUCAUCUAUUAUCCUCAAGGAAAUACUGCUGAUCUUUCAGUCAUCGUGAAGUUGGAGAAGCCCAGCAUCUCCCUGACAUCCGCUCACUCAAUGGUGAUCUACAGUCCUGUGAAGAUAUCGGUACCCAGAGGAAGUGCAUUCUCCAUCACUUGCUCUACUCAUUCCACAUUCCCAGAUGGUGUCUUCUAUCUAAUAAAGUCCAAGACGAACAUUACCAAAUCACCUCAAGCAUUCGGCCACUCCCUCUUCUACAUGGCGUACUUUGAAUUUCCAGAAGUAGACGUUGAAGACUCAGGAGAGUACGCUUGUGUGUACGGGAUUAACAUUUCCUCAGCAUCCUUCAAAUCUCUUCCCUCAAAGUCACUCCAGGUCACGGUCAUUGCAACAUCAUCCUCUUCGGUCGUAGCGGGUGUUGUGAGUUUUUUAGUGAUUGUGCUUGUUGUGUUGGUUAUCGGCUACUGGGUCUGGAGAAAGAAAUGGAGAGUUGCAGGGACCUUGGUUCAGUUUAGCAGCAAGUUUCAAGAAAGAACAAAAGACAACGACGACCAAAGCAAUGGGGCAGUUGAUGAAAGGGAACGCACAAACCAGAUUUAUGAACAUCAACAACUCUGCAGCCCAGUGAUCACCAACAACGAAGUUCAAUCUGAAGACCUGGCAGGACAAGUGUGUCAUGAGCUGGAACCUUUAGUUGAUCCAGAGCACAGACAGCGAUACAGCGCUGCGUUGGUGCCCAGCGCUCCAGACAGCUGCUUCCAGCGCACGGACAAACAACAGUCCGGACCCGUUCCCCGACCCGAAGGACGCAUCGCUGAGCGCUUCUCGAUUUGGCUGUGUACAAUGAGGCCAGUUUUCUCAGAAAGGUGUUCCUGCUUUGGGUAUGAAGCGGAGUUUACCAAGGGGCUGUCUGAGCGAAGGAUACUGCGUCCCUUGGUAAUCGCGCUGAGCAGAUGUGAUGAUUUUCCGCUGCUUUUCCGCGGCUCGGCGUCCGCACGCUUCAGCCGCCAGGCCUCGUGCACACGCUGUUUGCUGAGUCUACCACUGCAUACAGAAUGCCAGAAAAUCCGGCUAGUUGGAUCUUCACGUUGCUCAGGUAGAGUGGAGAUCUUCCAUGAAAACAGUUGGGGAACCGUGUGUGAUGACCACUGGAGCCUCUCCAACGCUGACGUUGUGUGCCGAGAGUUGAACUGUGGAAUGGCUUUGGAGGCCAAAAGGAAUGCUUUUUUUGGAGAGGGCAAAGAGGAGAUCUGGCUGGAUGAUGUGCAAUGUACUGGCAUAGAGCCCUCCAUCGUUAAGUGCCAACACAGUGCUAUUGGGAUACAUAACUGCGCCCAUUCCGAAGAUGCUGGAGUCAUCUGUUCAGACCACGUGCGUGUCGUGAAUGGAAGCAAUCGCUGUAACGGCAGAGUGGAGGUCUUCCACGAAGGCCAGUGGAAACGAGUGUGCAGCAGUGACUGGGGAAAGAACACAGCCGAAGUUCUGUGCCGUGAGAUCAGGUGUGGCUCUCCUGUUGUUGAGUCUGCAGCACAAUAUUUUGGAGAGGGUCAAAGCCUGUCAGGACUCAAAACUAGCUGUGCUGGAAAUGAGACCUCCAUCUCAGAAUGCCAGCUUUCAGAUUUCAGAGAGAGUUGUGUUGAUGCCACCAUUGUUUGCAAGAACAACAAGCCAAUACGGUUGGUAAAUGGGACUAAUCGUUGUUCUGGUCGAGUAGAAGUCCUCAAUGACGGACAGUGGGGAACCAUUUGUGAUGACAGAUGGGGGAUUCAAGAAGCAGAAGUAGCAUGCAGAGAGAUGAACUGUGGAAGUCCUGUUGCAGUUAAGAACAGGGCCUUCUAUGGAAGAGGCCCCCAGCAGGUUUGGAUGGAUGAUAUUGAGUGCACUGGCCACGAGAAUUCAAUUACUGACUGCCCACAUCGAGGCUUUGGACAACACGACUGUGACCACAGUGAAGAUGCAGGCGUUAUGUGCUCAGAAACUGUGAGACUGAUCAAUGGGACUGACAGAUGCUCUGGCAAGUUGGAGGUCUUCCACAGUGGUCGUUGGGGCAAGAUUUGUAAUGAUAAUUGGAGCCUCAGAGAGGCCGCAAUUGUCUGUAAAGAACUGAAUUGUGGCUCUCCAAAGAAAACCCAAGAUUCUGUCGGCUUUGGUGACAGCACAUUGACAGGCUUCAGGAAUCGGUGCUCUGGUAACGUGAGCUCAAUUAGCCAGUGUACGCUUGAGGAACAUGUGGGGAGAUGUGAUGGCGCUUAUGUUUCAUGUGCAGGUAAUCCUCCCAUUAGACUUGUCAAUGGCACAGACCGCUGUUCUGGCAGAGUGGAGAUUCUGCAUAAUGAUCAGUGGGGAACAGUGUGUGAUGAUGCUUGGGAUAUCAAAGAUGCUCAGGUGGUGUGCAGAGCCAUGAACUGUGGAACUGCUAAGGCAGCCAAAUCUUCAGCAUUUUUUGGUCCAGGCCAAGGAGAAAUCUGGCUAGAUGAUGUUGCAUGCACUGGCAAUGAGACGUCUCUUUUGCACUGCCCCCGACCCCCCUUUGGAGAAAAUAACUGUGGACACGGAGAAGAUGCGGGAGUGAUUUGCGCAGCUUUCAUCAGACUGAUCAACGGCUCUGACCAGUGUUCAGGCAGAGUUGAAAUCUAUCACAGUGAUCACUGGUCACCUGCAUUCAAAUCCAACUUUGGACAGAAUGAAGCUGCAGUGGUGUGCAGGGAGAUGGACUGUGGAGAUCCUGUCAGGUUCUCUGGGUUACUUGGACAACGUGAAGAUGUCAGAGGAUUGCAGAUGAGUUGCAGAGGAAGAGAGAGCUCUGUCACAGAGUGCACGAUCAGAGAGCAUCCCAGAACCAACAAUGAUCAAGAAGUGUCUGUUGAAUGUUCUGGAAAUGUGAAGCUAGCUGAUGGGCCUAAUCGUUGUGCUGGAAGAGUUGAGUUGUACAGCAAAGGUCUUUGGAGGACAGUGUGUGGUGAAUCGUCGGACAUCAAUGAUGCGAUGGUGGUGUGCAGACAGCUGAACUGUGGUGGGGCUCAUAAAAUUACAACAAUGUCUGAGUAUGGUCGUGGCUCUGGAGAGCCCUGGAUCGAGCAAAUUGAAUGCAAUGGCAGGGAAUCUAUCAUAUCUCAGUGCCCACAGAGACCGUUCAUAAACCGAGCCUGCAACACAACCUCUGUCGCUGGAGUCAUUUGCACAGGGAGCUUGGAAGUUCGAUUGUCCAACGGCAAGGAUGAGUGUUCCGGUAGAGUGGAAGUCCGUCAGGGUGAAACUUGGAAAACAGUUUGUGAUGCAGACUGGACCCAAAGUAAAGCCGAGGUGGUUUGUGAGUUGCUGGAGUGUGGCAAAGCUUUGAAUGCUCCAGGAGGUGCCCAUUUUGGUCAAGGCAACGGGUCUGUGGUGGAGGCGAGUAAUUCGUGCUUCAGCAACGCGACUUCUCUUCAGCAGUGUUCAGUCAAAGGUUUCAGGGCAUCACAGUGUGGGCACGAACGUGAUGCUGGAGUUGACUGUGCAGCACAGCUGCGGUUGGUUGGCGGUUCGGGUCAAUGUUCUGGAAGAGUGGAGGUCUACUAUAAAAGCCAGUGGGGUACCGUGUGUGAUGACGACUGGGAAAUGAGCGAUGCUGAUGUUGUUUGUAGACAGAUCGGUUGUGGUCAUGCAGUCUUUGCUCCAGGGAAUGCUCAUUUUGGAAGAGGCUCUGGUCCAAUAUGGUUAGAUAAUGUGGAGUGUACAGGCCAAGAAUCUGCUCUCACACACUGUACACAUCGUGGUUUUGGAGAAAAUAACUGCGGUCACGGUGAAGAUGCCAGCGUCAUCUGUUUAGGUGAUCUACAGAAGCCCCAAAUUACUUUAAGUCCAUCAUCAGUGGUAAACUGGGGGGAGAAAGUGGAAAUCACCUGCACUGUAUCAACCGAACACUUGGGUGGGACAUUCGUGUUGAAAAACAGCCAAGGCUCAAUAAAAAUGGAGAAAUUCUCCGAUCAUGAAGCUGCAAACUUCAUCUUCCCUAAAGCGGACUUCAGCCUUAAUGGGUCGUACUUCUGUGAAUAUCAGAAGAAACUACCUGAACAAGGAAUCAUCUAUUAUCCUCAAGGAAAUACUGCUGAUCUUUCAGUCAUUGUGAAGUUGGAAAAGCCCAGCAUCUCCCUGACAUCCGCUCACUCAAUGGUGAUCUACAGUCCUGUGAAGAUAUCGGUACCCAGAGGAAGUGCAUUCUCCAUCACUUGCUCUACUCAUUCCACAUUCCCAGAUGGUGUCUUCUAUCUAAUAAAGUCCAAGACGAACAUUACCAAAUCACCUCAAACAUUCGGCCACUCCAUCUUCUACAUGGCAUACUUUGAAUUUCCAGAAAUAGACGUUGAAGACUCAGGAGAGUACGCUUGUGUGUACGGGAUUAACAUUUCCUCAGCAUCCUUCAAAUCUCUUCCCUCAAAGUCACUCCAGGUCACGGUCAUUGCAACAUCAUCCUCUUCGGUCGUAGCGGGUGUUGUGAGUUUUUUAGUGAUUGUGCUUGUUGUGUUGGUUAUCGGCUACUGGGUCUGGAGAAAGAAAUGGAGAGUUGCAGGGACCAUGGUUCAGUUUAGCAGCAAGUUUCAAGAACGAAUAAAAGACACAGAGGACCAAAGCAAUGGGGUGGUUGAUGAAAGGGAACGCACAAACCAGAUUUAUGAACGUCGACAACACAGCAGUCCAGUAACCACCAACAGCGGAGUUGAGUCUGAGGGCGUUGUUGAGAGAGUCCCUGAAGACCUGGCAGGACGAGUGUGUUACGAGCUGGAACCUUUGGUUGAUCCGUGAUGAUGACAAGACUGAAGCAGCCGUUUACUCCUUUUAUUAGAGGCUUCGUUUGAUUUACAGCACUACAUCAGGAUGAAAGGCAGCAUUUGAGGGUGGGAUUUGUGACAAGACACUGACACAAGUUGGUGCAGACCUCUGCAAAAAUAGGAAAGUAAGGGUGGUAAAAAGAAAAUAGCAACAAAAAUAUUAUUAAAAAAUUGUAUUUAGAUUGGUGUUUAAUCAUACAGAAUCAUUUGAAAACCAGUCUUGCUUUUGUGUCUUCUAUAUGGUUUAAGAUGAUUAUUUAUGAGACUAAUUAAAAUCUUUGCAGAAGUUAAAAUCUAGUUUUUCAUGUCAAUUUUUUAAAUGAUGCCAUUUAAAUCAUCCUAUUUUUAACUAUUGUUCUCAUCACUAUCUAAUCUUUCUUAUGUCCAGCCCUCAAGUUUAAGAAUCUGUAAAAUGAAAUUUGCCAUUUGCAUGAUAUUAAAGUUGUCUUUGUAUUAAACAGUAAUUUGCUGCUUCUUA